AGCCACAUCUACUGCUGGACUGAGGUGAGCACGUAUCAACACAUCCAUCCUGAUACACAUGAUAUUACACAAACUGUCAAGCAUAUAGACACAUCUUAAGUGUGAAGUACGCCUCUGACCACUGACUGAGUCCUAGCUCAUAUGGGUGGACUACAUCAGCCACCAGCUUCUAAAGAAAGAACCCAGCAGUUUCUAAAGAAAGAACCCAGCAGCUUAACAACAUCUCUAAAGCUCAAUGGAAAAUGUGGCUUCAUACUGCUACCAGCAUCUUCAUUCUCUGUGCUCUCCUGUGUUCGGCACAAGAUGUGGAGAAAGUGAUUCCAAAGCUGUCUCUCAAUCCCCCUGAUGGUCAGCUCUACUCUGGGGAGAAGGUCACUUUCCUCUGUAGUGCGCAGGGAACCAAUUCCUCUGGCUGGACCUAUGUGUGGUUCAAAGACUCCCAGGAAAAACAACUGAAGGCAGAUGACGCCAAUCAAACCAGUUAUCACCUCAAAUCUGCUGGUCUUCAAGACUCUGGAACAUACUGGUGCAGGGCCACAGAAGUAGACCGGCGUUCCGAUAUCAGCAACAGUGUCUCAAUAACUGUCACGGAGCCUCCUGACCCGUCCCUGAGUGUCCAGUCAGGCUGGUUGGAUGUGUUUCCCUCUGAGACUGUGAUUCUGAGCUGCAGUCUUCCGGACAAGUCUGCAGCCUGGUUGUAUAGAUGGUCCAGAGAUGGACAUGACCUUACUGAAGAAGGCGCUACUCUCUCCAUCUCCUCUGCUACACAGACAGACUCUGGAACAUACCGCUGCAGCACCACUCUCGCUUCUAGACCUGCUUCCACCAAACACAGCAACACACACACUCUCACAGUCUCCUCUAACUCUCCCAUAGCGUCCCUGCUCCAGGCUCCAGGGUUUGAGGUGAUGUACACUGGUGAGAAAGUGUCCUUCAGCUGUAGUGUGAAACAGUCCUCUGGCUGGCAGUAUGUGUGGUCCAAAGACUCACAGAAAACACAGCUGACCAACAAUGACUCCAAUCAGACCAGUUACACCAUCAGCUCUGCUGGUCUUCAAGACUCUGGAACAUACUGGUGCAGGGCCACAAGAGGCAAGACACCAUUUUACACUCAAUUCAGCCAAGCUGUUAAGAUGGAGGUCAGAGAGCCUCCUGUCCCGUCCCUGAGUGUCCAGUCAGGCUGGUUGGAUGUGUUUCCCUCUGAGACUGUGAUUCUGAGCUGCAGUCUUCCGGACAAGUCUGCAGCCUGGUUGUAUAGAUGGUCCAGAGAUGGACAUGACCUUACUGAAGAGGGCGCUACUCUCUCCAUCUCCUCUGCUACACAGACAGACUCUGGAACAUACCGCUGCAGCACCACUCUCGCUUCUAGACCUGCUUCCACCAAACACAGCAACACACACACUCUCACAGUCUCCUCUAACUCUCCCAUAGCGUCCCUGCUCCAGGCUCCAGGGUUUGAGGUGAUGUACACUGGUGAGAAAGUGUCCUUCAGCUGUAGUGUGAAACAGUCCUCUGGCUGGCAGUAUGUGUGGUCCAAAGACUCACAGAAAACACAGCUGACCAACAAUGACUCCAAUCAGACCAGUUACACCAUCAGCUCUGCUGGUCUUCAAGACUCUGGAACAUACUGGUGCAGGGCCACAAGAGGCAAGACACCAUUUUACACUCAAUUCAGCCAAGCUGUUAAGAUGGAGGUCAGAGAGCCUCCUGUCCCGUCCCUGAGUGUCCAGUCAGGCUGGUUGGAUGUGUUUCCCUCUGAGACUGUGAUUCUGAGCUGCAGUCUUCCGGACAAGUCUGCAGCCUGGUUGUAUAGAUGGUCCAGAGAUGGACAUGACCUUACUGAAGAGGGCGCUACUCUCUCCAUCUCCUCUGCUACACAGACAGACUCUGGAACAUACCGCUGCAGCACCACUCUCGCUUCUAGACCUGCUUCCACCAAACACAGCAACACACACACUCUCACAGUCUCCCCUAACUCUCCCAUAGCGUCCCUGCUCCAGGCUCCAGGGUUUGAGGUGAUGUACACUGGUGAGAAAGUGUCCUUCAGCUGUAGUGUGAAACAGUCCUCUGGCUGGCAGUAUGUGUGGUCCAAAGACUCACAGAAAACACAGCUGACCAACAAUGACUCCAAUCAGACCAGUUACACCAUCAGCUCUGCUGGUCUUCAAGACUCUGGAACAUACUGGUGCAGGGCCACAAGAGGCAAGACACCAUUUUACACUCAAUUCAGCCAAGCUGUUAAGAUGGAGGUCAGAGAGCCUCCUGUCCCGUCCCUGAGUGUCCAGUCAGGCUGGUUGGAUGUGUUUCCCUCUGAGACUGUGAUUCUGAGCUGCAGUCUUCCGGACAAGUCUGCAGCCUGGUUGUAUAGAUGGUCCAGAGAUGGACAUGACCUUACUGAAGAGGGCGCUACUCUCUCCAUCUCCUCUGCUACACAGACAGACUCUGGAACAUACCGCUGCAGCACCACUCUCGCUUCUAGACCUGCUUCCACCAAACACAGCAACACACACACUCUCACAGUCUCCCCUAACUCUCCCAUAGCGUCCCUGCUCCAGGCUCCAGGGUUUGAGGUGAUGUACACUGGUGAGAAAGUGUCCUUCAGCUGUAGUGUGAAACAGUCCUCUGGCUGGCAGUAUGUGUGGUCCAAAGACUCACAGAAAACACAGCUGACCAACAAUGACUCCAAUCAGACCAGUUACACCAUCAGCUCUGCUGGUCUUCAAGACUCUGGAACAUACUGGUGCAGGGCCACAAGAGGCAAGACACCAUUUUACACUCAAUUCAGCCAAGCUGUUAAGAUGGAGGUCAGAGAGCCUCCUGUCCCGUCCCUGAGUGUCCAGUCAGGCUGGUUGGAUGUGUUUCCCUCUGAGACUGUGAUUCUGAGCUGCAGUCUUCCGGACAAGUCUGCAGCCUGGUUGUAUAGAUGGUCCAGAAAUGGACACAACCUUACUGAAGAGGGCGCUACUCUCUCCAUCUCCUCUGCUACACAGACAGACUCUGGAACAUACCGCUGCAGCACCACUCUCGCUUCUAGACCUGCUUCCACCAAACACAGCAACACACACACUCUCACAGUCUCCUCUAACUCUCCCAUAGCGUCCCUGCUCCAGGCUCCAGGGUUUGAGGUGAUGUACACUGGUGAGAGUGUGUCCUUCAGCUGUAGUGUGAAUCAGUCCUCUGGCUGGCAGUAUGUAUGGUCCAAAGACUCACAGAAAACACAGCUGACCAACAAUGACUCCAAUCAGACCAGUUACACCAUCAGCUCUGCCGGUCUUCAAGACUCUGGAACCUACUGGUGCAGGGCCACAAGAGGCAAGACACCAUUUUACACUCAAUUCAGCCAAGCUGUUAAGAUGGAGGUCAGAGUUCGUCCAUGGGCGGAGAUUACCCUGGAAACAGGAUGGGCCGAAGUGUUUUCAACUGAUAGUCUGGCACUGAAGUGUGAUGUGUUGGGUAGCCAUGGUAACUGGACCUGGAACUAUACAUGGUACCGAGAGGAAGAGCAGCCAUUUCUGGCUCUCCCUGGAGGCCAAGAGAGGUAUUUGGUAACCCCUACUAAUAACCCCACCCAGAAUGCCUUCAGAUGCCAGGGAAACCGUAUGGAGCGACCAUAUUACUCCACUCGCAGUGAGCCACUCAAGACAAAGAACCUAGUUCUGAAGAGGAAGGUUCUUCUUUCCAUCUCUGGCUGUCUGUUCUUUGGCAUCAUCGUCAUUUUUUUGGGAUGCAUCUUCCUCCAAUUCACCAAGAAACCAGUGGAUCAGAGCAAAGCCUCUCAGCCUGACCUCUUCCUUUCCAUGGCUCAGCUGAAGUCACACACACCCUCUCCACUAGCGGACUACGUGACAGAGCCAGACAACAGUUUUCACAAUAAAGAUCCUGAUGAGGACGGCGGCGCUGGAGGAAGUGGUACAGACAUAUGCACUGAGCUGACUCCUCUUCCUAUAAGCCGCCAGGAUGACCAAGACAUUCUCUCUGAGAAGCCUGACAUGGAGAGGAAUGGAGGGAUGGUUUCGUUCAGCUCAUAGGACCAAUAACAAUAUUGAUAAUUAUUGAUCUCUAAUUGAUCAGGAUGAGCUCAGAGCACCGAGGAAACAGAGUUUUGCUGCAUAUUUUCUUUAAUUCAAAAUUGCAUUAUAUUUUUUAAUCUAAGCAUUGUAUUCAGACACGUAAUUCUAAAAGUUUGUCUUGAAUACUCAGACAUAUUGUGAUGAGUGUGACACAGAGUGAAUUGCAUUGGGAUAAAGGGUUAGAGAAGGGAACGUCCCAGUGCUGCUUGGUAGGUGUUGUAGUCAAUGGAAACAAGGGGAGGGCGUAGAUGAUGGGGGUGGGGAAUGUUAAUACACAUACGAUACACAGAUAACAUGUAGCAUGUUAUCUGAUAACAUGUGAUCUGAUAAUGUGACCUUAAAUCACAUGUUGCUUAGAUUACAUGUUGUCCGAUCAGAUGCUAUCAGACCAGAUGCAUUUGAUCUGAUACAAUCUGACCUGAUAACAUAUGGUCUGUAAAUACCUGGUCUGAUACAUGUGAUCUGAUAAUAUGCCAUCCAGAGAUUUUUACUGCUGUAAUUUGCUGUGUUGUAAACAAGGCAAGCUCUAAUUAGAAUGUUAUAAUUGACUUACUGUAAGAUCUGUAAGUCCCUUUGUAUAAAAGCGUCUACUAUGUAAAAUGUAAUGUAAGGGUUAGAGGUCACAAUGCUGUAAAUAAUGUUGUAGUUCUCAGGGUGAACCCCAGAUGGCAAAAUAAUACUUCUCUACACUUGGUGUAGUUUUGUGUGGUGGUGUAAAACUUCAGAGUGUAGAUGGAUGAGGAUAUAUGGGUGCUGGAUGCAAAUCACAGUGUAGUUCAGGUGUUAGGUGAAUCUCACCAAGCUGGAGAGGAUCUUCAAGGAAGAAUGGGAGAAACUGCACAAAUCCAGUGUGUAAAGCCGGUAGAGUCAAACCCAAGAAGAUUAGAAGCUGUGAUCACUGCCAAAGGCGCUUCGACAAAGUCCUAAAUAAAGGGUCUGAAUACUUGUGAGCAUGAGAUAU
Messenger RNA from Esox lucius (northern pike), 5031 nucleotides. RefSeq names its product sialoadhesin. The record is from RefSeq and is a predicted model, not a curated record. The coding region runs from base 243 to 4028 and encodes 1261 amino acids. Gene Ontology annotation, molecular function: transmembrane signaling receptor activity. The transcript has 20 exons. NCBI's taxonomy places the organism in Eukaryota, Metazoa, Chordata, Actinopteri, Esociformes, Esocidae. Gene Ontology annotation, biological process: cell surface receptor signaling pathway.